This is a messenger RNA of Closterium sp. NIES-65, 975 nucleotides long. The record is from the annotation of a GenBank genome assembly. NCBI's taxonomy places the organism in Eukaryota, Viridiplantae, Streptophyta, Zygnematophyceae, Desmidiales, Closteriaceae.
AUGGCUACCCCCAAUGUGCUCACCUUUGAUGAUGAGGGUCGUGCUGUCGACUUUGAGGUCUGGGUCGAUGAUCUGCAGCUUUUCCUGCAGUGCGAUAGAAAAGACGGUCUCUCACUGUUCGAUCUCACAUCUGGCGCCUUUGCUGCCCCUACUGCCGAUGCUGACAGUACUGUACGCUCACAGUGGGCAACACGGGAUGCUGCUGCUCGUCUUGCUUUGCGUAGUCACCUGCCGUCCACUGAGUGCGCGCACUUUAGUCAGUACAAGAGUGCUAAGACCUUGUACAACGCUGUAGUUGCACGCUACUCUUCCCCUGCCACUGCUGCCCUUAGUCGCCUCAUGCUGCCGUACCUGUUCCCUGACCUUGCCGCCUUUCCCACAGUCGCUGACCUCAUUACGCACCUCCGCACUAGUGACACCCGCUACCGCGCUGCGCUUCUCACCCGGCUCCCUGACUCCCUUCGCUCGGUCAAGGACCACUUCCUCUCUGUUUGCCCCACCACACUCACCGUUGACCUCCUCGAGGAGCGCCUCCUUGUAGCUAAGAAGAGUAUAGUCGUUGGAGCCUCUCGUGGUGACCCUCGUACCCCCUCCUUUGAGGGGUGCUCCCCCAUUCCCCUUUUGCCCUCUGUUGCCUCUGCUGCUGCUGUCGACCUCGUUGGCACUGAGCCGGUCGGCGCUGCGUCUGCCUCUAGCGGGAGACGCCGCAACGGCAAGGGCAAGGGGGGCAACGGCGCUGGAGGAGCUGGCGGGGGCGGUGGUGGUGGUGGUGGAGGCGGCGGAGGGGGUGGGGGUGGCGGUGGGAGUGGUGGCGGGGGUGGGGGCUUCGGUGGCAGCAGUGGAGGCGGAGGCAGAGGCGGCGGUGGCGAUGGGAGGGGAGGAGGCGUUGGUUGCGGCGGUGGCGGCAGUGGCGCUAGAGCUGGUUGGGGUGGCUCUGUGCAGCGGGGAGGCUUCGGUGGUGGAUGGGGGGGUUGA